GAACGGGUCUGUGUUACUGCUACCUGCCUCUUCUCGAAAUGGGCAGCAGAGCCUGGGGUCUCUCCUUCCUUCCUUCCUUCAUUGAACUGGUUGCCUAUUUCGGUAUUCCUUUUCGGAUAUUUUCUUCAUACUUCAUCUUCCAUCUUUUCGAUGUGCUCUCCUCUGAACCAACGCCAACAAAUCUCCCGUCUCCAACGUGACUCAGGAUAUACAGCCAAUUGAUCCCCCAAAUGUUGCUUCGUUUUCCACAGAUCAAUGAUACGAAACGUUGUCUUUAUGGCAGUGUCCAUGGAGAGCGCCCCCAGUGGAUUCUCAAUGGACUGUUUCUGGUGGCUUUGGUCAAGCAGGAGGAUUCCGCCAUCUAUGUCCAUGUCUCAAGCAAAUCAAAGACGGGAAAUGUUCGUCAGAAAACGGCAUCUACUCUCAUUUCAAACAAAAAAUCCAUCCAUCCACAUCCAAAUCCACAUCCACAUCAUCAUGACAGACGCAACCCCCCAAAGGGAGUGAGACAAAUGACAACGGCCCUAGACCCUGUGGCCCUGUGGCUGAUGGACCAGGGACCAACUGCACCAUGACGUGAUCCCCACAUCCCACAUGCUGGGAAGCUUGUUCCUGACUUAGGACGCCGCACUGAUCAGGGGCCGCUCCGUGCCCCCGUUGCUCUAGCGUUCGGUGCUCACCCCAUUUGGGAGCUCUCGUCAUUGGAAGCAGAUUUCUACGAUAGCUUCAACCCUCCGGAUUGUCCCCCUCGACAACCCCUCGACAACCACAUAGAGCCUCCUCCUUAAACAUAGACGAACAGAUACCCAGCGAAUUAAUAUCUCGACCGAAUUGCUUGCAGCCUUAGGAUAAGCUCUGCCAACAGGGGCUUGCGAACGGGGACACCAUAUCCGAAGCAACAUCAACCCCCCCACACAGAGUCCGGGACAACCGAGCCUCUACCCGACGGGGAACCCUUUCGACGAAACCGAUCCUCCAACCAGCCCUCUUCUAUCGAACCGAGAAUACACCUGCGCUAUAGAAACAAAGAUUGAACACCGUAGCUUCGUUGCUGGGCCGGUACAAAACUCAGCCAAACUGGCUGCAACAACUCAGCUUGCGACUAAGCUUGUGGUGACUUAGGUCCGGACCAGUGGCUAUCGCCUAGAGGACAUCACCUCCUUUCGUUGCGAAUUCUCUGGGAUCCCUCAUUUGACUAGUAAAAAUAAACACCUCGCAAGCUGCUUCUCUCGUUCGAGCUCUUUCUUCGCUCAACUCUGCCUCGACUUUCUGCUUCCAACACCACCCACCCAGCAGAAGCCAUCGCCAACCUACCAUCAUGACAAUCUCUCGCCUGCUGCUCCGCGGCACUCCGAGCCAGGCGCUGCGUCCCGCGUCUAUCACCGCCACGGCCCUCGCAUGUUCGUCUCGCUGCUAUUCAACAGACACCGGCAAAAAAGAUGGCAAUCAGGCCAAGGAAGACAGCCCCCCUCCGUACACCCACCGAGGCUCCGCCAUCAACUUCAACUGGGCCCGCGAGGCCGAGAAGAAGGAGAGGACCGCUCCGACCUUGUCAGCGGACAACUGGGAGGAACAUCCCGACGCCAAGAUCGAUGACUUUGAGGAGCUCCCUUAUAAGGAGUUUGGCAUCAACCAGCACAUGGAGGUCAAUGCCGAGUUCAAAAAGGUUCUGACCGAAGUUGUUCGCGAGUUCCGCGCCCCCAUCAUGUACGCCAUGGCCUAUGGCUCUGGCGUUUUCCCCCAGUCCAAGGCCACCAGAUCCGUAUCAGACGAGGACUUCCGCGCCAUCCACCCUAAGCCCUCACCCUCACUGAUAGAGGUCCAGAAGGGAGGUCCCAAAAUGAUUGACUUCAUCUUCGGCGUCACCCACACCCAGCACUGGCAUUCGCUCAACAUACGCCAGCACCGCGACCACUACUCGGGCCUGGCCAGCUUCGGCUCCGGUCUCGUUUCGACCUUCCAGGACCGCUGGGGCGCCGGUGUCUACUUCAAUCCGUACGUCACCAAGAAGGGCAUGCUUAUCAAGUACGGCGUCACGUCUAUCGACAACCUCUGCACCGACCUCUCCACCUGGAACAAUCUGUACCUCGCUGGGAGACUUCACAAGCCGGUUAAGAUCCUGCGCGACCAUCCCCGAGUGCGUCUCGCGAACCAGGUCAACCUGAUUUCGGCUGUCCGUACCGCUCUUCUCUUGCUGCCCCCCAAGUUCACUGAAAAGGAGCUUUUCUCGACCAUUGCCGGCAUCUCAUACCUCGGCGACCCGCGCAUGUCUCUGCCCACCGAGAAUAAGAGCAAGAUCGAUAACAUCGUCGACAACAAUAUGGUCUCGUUCCGUAAGCUGUAUGGCCCGCUGCUGAACACGAUGCCCAAUGUCGACUUCGCCGACGGAGCCGACCAGCAGGGCAAGCACGCCGAAGAUGUCGAGUACGAUGGCGCUAUGUACCAGGACAUGGACCCGGUCAAGCGCGGCAACAUGGUCCGCCGUCUUCCCAAGGCCUUCCGCUCGCGACUGUACUUCCAGUACCAGAAGAAGCUCAUGGUGCCGACGUCGGAAUUCAAGGCCAUGAUAGAAGCUUCCAAGGACGAGGACGCCGUGAGCUUCAAGCGCCGCGAGGGCGGCGGCUUCGAGCAGCGCAUCGUCCAGGAUGACCCUCAAGAGCUGCAGAAGUCGAUUCGAAAGGUCAUCAGCCAGACGGUCAACUGGCCCGCCACGGCGCAGUCCAUUAAGAGCUUCUUCACGGCCGGGGUCGGCCGCUCCAUCCGCUACCUGUCGGAAAAGAUGACCAAGUACAACGAGGGCAAAGCGAAGGCCAAGGCCAAAGAAGAAGAGCUCAAGAAGCAGGCGAGCGAGGCCGCCACCAAGGCCAAAAAGGAAGAGUAAUCUCUCUUUCGGCCAUUUAUGAUUAGCUUCAAAACCCCGGCAACUCGACGAUCCGGACGGCUGGAGCCGAGUGUCACUUAACGCCUUAUGACACUCCUGGCCAUUGGCGCUUUAUCGUUUGAUACAUAGGGACUCCUCUGCCCUCAGCGUCUUUCCAAAGUCGAACUGUAAAUUUCCAGCUCGAGGACUCCAGACUCGUGCAUCUUCUCUUGAUGGCUUCUACGCGUCAGCAGACGUUACGCGGUGGACACGAUGCGACUGAAAAUACCCCAUAAAAAUGGAUUUCCGGAUGAGGCACCUCGCUUGAGCUGUUCACAUAAGCAUAGUGCACUUUUGCGACAGGCCGCCCAUUCAGUCCUUUUCGUCCCUUCAGUCCGACAUGCUUUUUCUUUUCUUUUGUUCGCCUGGGGGGGGGUUUGAGAAUCUUGCAUCAGCAUUAGGAGGCGGUCCUGACUAGAACUGUGACAAAAAGGGGGGAAUGAAUGGGGUUUGGUGAUGACAUUUCUUGGGGGCGGACGCAAGAGACGAGCCCUCAGUUGAUAGUCAGGCGUUUUACGGGCAUGUAACAAGAGUGUUUCCAGGAAACCCAAUCCUGAAGGCCAGGUUUGGCAUAUUGCAAUGAGAUGCGACGAGGUCGCCGUUUUUGCAUCAGAAUCGAAUCGAAUAUUCGAAGACUCUAUCCUUUUGAGCUUUC
Messenger RNA from Colletotrichum destructivum, 3575 nucleotides. Its product is annotated as Putative phosphatidate cytidylyltransferase. The record is from RefSeq and is a predicted model, not a curated record. Gene Ontology annotation, biological process: CDP-diacylglycerol biosynthetic process; cardiolipin biosynthetic process. Lineage: Eukaryota; Fungi; Ascomycota; Sordariomycetes; Glomerellales; Glomerellaceae. Gene Ontology annotation, molecular function: phosphatidate cytidylyltransferase activity. The transcript is spliced from 2 exons. Gene Ontology annotation, cellular component: mitochondrion. Bases 1319 to 2881 code for a protein of 520 amino acids.